Molecule: messenger RNA, 2755 nt
Organism: Elaeis guineensis (African oil palm)
Lineage: Eukaryota; Viridiplantae; Streptophyta; Magnoliopsida; Arecales; Arecaceae
Product: probable galacturonosyltransferase 13
Molecular function (GO): polygalacturonate 4-alpha-galacturonosyltransferase activity
Source: RefSeq, a predicted model, not a curated record
AAUUUUAGGCUCCUUGCCACAGGGGUUCUCCUUCCUCCCUGUUUCUCUCUCUCUCUCUCUCUCUCUUUAUCCCCCUCCUCUCGUUACACGCGGUUUUGAGUCUUUUGACUUUUGACAGAAAUCAAAACAAAAAUCCCGAGGCAGCAAGAAAUCUUACAAUUAUAUGUCAUCCGAUCUCCUUGUAACUCCUUCCCCCUUUCUUUCCUAAAGUAAGCAAGAUCUCGGAACAAGAAAAGGAGGAAAAAAAAGAAAAAAAUCCUCCCGUAGAAACGAUUCAUAGAGAAACCAAAACCGAUUCGAUCCGUUCCUGCCCAAUUAUUCCUAUAUUUCCUAUUAUAGAAUCCAAUGCCGGAUCCGGUGACGCCGGGAAAAUCACAUCUUGGCUCCCUCAGUUGCUUGCUCUCCCCCUCCUCCCCUCGAUCCCAAGGCCACCCGCCCCGGCGAUUUUCUUGCAUGGGCAGCGCUUAGAACCGCCGGCGACGCCACGACGACGGGCGGCGAAAAGGGGCGGGGGCGGCGGCGGAGGAGGGUGUGGCGGCAUCGGCUGCUACGAUGCAGAUACGGUUCUCGCCGAGCAUGAGAAGCAUCACGAUAUCGAGCAGCAAUGGGUUCCUCGACUUGAUGAAGGUCAAGGUCGCAGCUCGCCACAUCUCCUACCGGACCCUCUUCCACACCAUCCUCAUCCUCGCCCUCCUCCUUCCCUUCGUCUUCAUCCUCACCGCCGUCGUCACGCUCGAGGGCGUCAACAAGUGCUCCUCCUUCAAUUGUUUGGGAAGACGGUUAGGUCCAAGGUUUCUUGUUAGGGGCGGCAGUGAUUCAGUGAAGCUUAUGGUUAAUUUAUACAAGAUUCUUGAUCAACUAAAUUCUGAGGAGAUUCCACCUGGCUUGAAGCUGCCAGAAUCUUUCAGUGAGUUUCUUUCUGAAAUGAAGAAUAAUCAGUAUGAUGCCAAGUCAUUUGCUAUAAGGUUGAAAGCGACGAUGGAAAAUAUGGAUAGGGAGGUAAAAAGAUCAAGGCUGGCAGAACAGUUGCACAAACAUUUUGCAGCAACUGCUAUUCCGAAAGGCCUUUAUUGUCUCUCCUUGCGUUUGACUGAUGAGUAUUCAUCCAAUGCUCAUGCCCGGAAACAAUUGCCUCCCCCUGAGUUUCUACCUUUGCUCUCAGAUAACUCUUAUUACCAUUUCAUUGUAGCUACUGAUAACAUUCUUGCAGCCUCUGUUGUGGUCACCUCAGCUGUGAGAUCUUCUUUAAAACCUGAAAAGGUAGUCUUCCAUGUUAUCACUGACAAGAAGACUUAUCCGGGUAUGCAUUCAUGGUUUGCUUUGAAUCCUGUGUCCCCUGCCAUUGUUGAGGUGAAAGGUGUUCACCAAUUUGAUUGGUUGACAAGAGAGAAUGUACCAGUCCUUGAGGCUAUAGAAAAUCAUCAAGGUGUCAGAAAUCACUAUCAUGGAAAGCACAUGGUGGCUAGCAAUGCAAGUGAAAACCCAAGGUUUUUUGCUUCAAAACUGCAGGCCAGGAGUCCAAAGUACAUUUCCCUGCUCAAUCAUCUCCGCAUAUACCUGCCUGAGCUUUUCCCGAACCUCAAUAAGGUGGUAUUUCUGGAUGAUGAUGUCGUUAUUCAGCAUGAUUUAUCACCAUUGUGGGAGAUUGAUCUUUCUGGAAAGGUAAAUGGGGCUGUAGAAACUUGCAAAGGUGAAGAUAGAUGGGUGAUGUCUAAGCGCUUCAAGACAUAUUUUAACUUCUCCCAUCCUCUCGUAGCCAAUAAUUUGGACCCUCAUGAGUGUGCAUGGGCAUAUGGGAUGAAUAUAUUUGACUUAAAUGCAUGGAGGAAGACAAACAUAAGAGACACAUACCAUUACUGGGUGAAAGAGAAUCUGAAGUCAAAUCUGACAUUGUGGAAGCUUGGAACGUUGCCUCCGGCGCUUAUAGCAUUCAGAGGCAAUGUCCAUCCUAUCGACCCAUCUUGGCACAUGCUAGGCUUGGGUUAUCAGGAAAAGACUGACCUUGACAGUGUCAGCAAGGCUGCUGUGAUCCAUUACAAUGGGCAGUGUAAACCAUGGUUGGAGAUUGGCUAUAAGCACCUCCAACCUUUCUGGACAAAGCAUGUAAACUACUCGAAUGACUUCGUCAGGAACUGUCAUAUCUUGGAGCCCCAAUAAAAGACCAGAAGGCAGGACAUGAUAAAGCAGAGAGGAGGGUAGUAGGAGAGAUGUGGCUACAUUCUAUUUUUUGCAUCUAAAAUCUGGACCUUCAUUAAGAAUGUUGAGAAAUCAGUCCCUUGAGCGAUGCUGCCAUUCUCAGGAGUUGUCCCUCCCAGCUGUUUCCCUUUAUUAGUAAUGGCUGCAUUGCUGGUGGCACGGGAGGUUCAGUUCAUUUUGUAACAUAGCGAUCAGUGUUCGUCAUGCUGUAAGGUAUUUCUUUGAUGCUUACAACGAGAUGUGACCCCAUUUUUUUGGCACGAAUGAUGCUCUCUGCAUUGCUAUGGUGGAGCAGCAGAGUGCACAAUAUCGCAUACAGACGCAUGGAUUGGUUUACCUAUCUUCUUUUUUCCCUUUUCGAGAUCUGAUAAUUUAUUUUAAAUCACUGUUCUUUUUUGGUCCUGUAAUCAUCUUUUGAUUUAGAGGCUAUGGAGAUUAUUGUGAAAGAAACCCCAUAUUAAUUUGGGGAUUGUAGGAUAUUUUUUACUAUUCAUAACUCAUAAGAAAUGUGCAGAUAAUUCUUUUGCUCAGCCUCUCUGGCUGUGGGCAUCAUUUGUUU